AUGGCUUUCUGGACCCACUUCGCGUCGACGGCCGAGGAGGCUGCUGCAAAGGCGGCUGCUCAGGCGGCCGCUCAGGCCGCUCAGGCGGCCGCUCUCGGACGGUACAGGUUGGUCAACGCUUGGUUCUAUCCACGCGGCGACUGGUACACCUUCUACUGGGAUGGCAGCUCGGCCGACAAGGUCGCAAGGCGCGCUACCUACCCGACGCUCGAGCACGACGACCACGACCCCGGCCCCCUCGCAGAGCGCAUCAGGCGCGACAAGCGCGAGCGGUCCGACCGCUCCUCCGACGACUCCUCCUCCGACCGCGACUCAUGCGGCACCGGCUCCACUAGCGAGGCGAAUGACAUAUUCGACACCCUCGAAGACCAUCUCGGCUACGGUUCCGACUCCGGCUCCGGCUGGUAG
This is a messenger RNA of Emiliania huxleyi CCMP1516, 408 nucleotides long. RefSeq lists its product as hypothetical. Lineage: Eukaryota; Haptophyta; Isochrysidales; Noelaerhabdaceae. The transcript is spliced from 2 exons. The record is from RefSeq and is a predicted model, not a curated record. The coding region runs from base 1 to 408 and encodes 135 amino acids.